Messenger RNA from Xyrichtys novacula (pearly razorfish), 5514 nucleotides. The record is from the annotation of a GenBank genome assembly. NCBI's taxonomy places the organism in Eukaryota, Metazoa, Chordata, Actinopteri, Labriformes, Labridae.
AUGACGGUAGGUCAAAGCUGGUGCAAGGAGUCCCUCACUGAAGGACAAUUAUUGUGGAUUUCACUAAAUAAUUUUUUAAAAAGGGAGAUUUUUAAGGAUAAGAUAUGAGUUUAUUUAGGAAAUCAAAUAGGAAAUCCACAGAAGACCUGAUUUUAUGGAUUUCUUAAAUCCUCAAAUCUUAAAUUGAAUUAUUAAACAAUCGAUCAUUAAUGUUGAAAGACUAAUUAAAAGUCCUUUUUUACAUGUAUAACUGCUAUAAAAACAUGUUUUUACUAAUCAUGUCAAAGAUGGUUUACUGCUGUACUCUGAUAUUUGAAAAUAGGACUUAACUUUUUUGGUAAAACAUCAUAAUCAGGACAGAUUUUUGUCAAUAAUUGUAAAAUUUUGGGAAAAUUUCCACUCAAUACAGAUCAGUCAGGGUUUUAGUUGAGGUCUAUUGGGCUUGCAGCUCAGCUCGCAGUCCCCCAAAUAACAAAAAAAAGAGCUUUUUUGCAUGAAUCUAAAACAGUCAUUUUCUUGUCUCUCUUAUAGUUUAUUAGUUUCAAUGCAACUUCUGCUCAUAGUUUAGCUGUUUGCAGCUCAGCUUAGUGCCCCGAAAGUGACACAAAUAGACUCAGUACAUUACUGAUUUUGCACAUAAAUCCCCUUGUCUUCAUUUUGAUCAUUGUUUUUUUCACAGGGUCUGUUUGAAGCGACUUCUGUAGACAAUUUAUCUGCUAUUUAACAAUAAACAUCGAAGAAAUACUGUUCUGUAAAUGAGUAAAUGUAGCUGACAGCAGCUCAGCUUGCAGCCCCUCCUGACACUCUGUUUCGCUCAGUGUAAAGCAGAAAUUUUUUUUGUAACUCCCUUUAACUUGAUUACUUUUAUCUUGACAUUAAAAAAUGUGCCUUUAAAAUCUUGAGUGCAUGUCAAUAAACUGAAUUAAAAUCUGACUUAAGUUUUCCAGCAUAAUCAGGAUACUUUUCAAACUAAUAAAUCAGACGCGGAGGUCCUCUUAAUUCUGAUGUUGACCUAUAUGGAUCAAUUAUAAUAAUAUUUUUGGCCGCAUAGCUCAGCCCUAUCCCUGAAUGUGUACCAUGUGCUGACAGUAGAGUGUAUACCAUUACAUACACUCAUACACACACGCACACGCUCAGAGAGAACAUCUUGUCAUUCAUCACGCUGGUGUUGGGUUCGAUUUCCAUGUAGAGGACAUGACAUGUAGGGGUUUAACCUUGUGUGAGUCUCUUAUGUAACAGGGAUGUUCGGGCUGGUGUCACCUUCUCACGCACUAAACCCCAUCAGCUCUGACGCUUCAGAUAUGCUGCGUUUUGAAUUCCAUCUUAACCACCAAUCACAUGAGAUAUCAUCACGAUUUGGAUGUUAUUUUGCCGACAUUUUGAUGAACCAAUAAAUCUUCUUUGUUACUUUACCUUCACUUAAGCACAAAUCGAGACUUUCUAAACCAGAUUACUUAAAUCCUCAGUUUUUCAUCAGGAUAUUUAAGUAUUAAUAUAUGAAUUUGCUUUUAUUUCUGAUAGAUAAUUUGCAAGUGUCUUUGUUUACAUGACUAUGCAUUUCACUAUCUUACACAUUAAAUGAAGUCUUAGAUAAAUAUUAACCGUAGGCCCCAAGUUUUCUACCGGAUACAGAUGCACUUACAGAUAAUUCAGUCAGCACUUUGAAGUCUGAGGACACGUGACGGCAUGUUUGAAGUCAUGUGCAUCAAUAAUCAGCAUGGGUAAAACGAUGGACAGAAAAUUGGAGCUAAUGGUGUCACAGUGCAGCUGCUAAAGGCUGAGUAUCCCUCAUAGAUGAUGCUGUAAGCUGUGGUAAUAUGAAUUGGAUUGAUUUUCAUGAGAUAAGGUAACCGAAGAUGAUGUAAUCAGAAAUGAGGCAAUCCUAAAAACUCAGAUGAACAGGAAACUUUUGAUGUUUUUUCCGGGUCUAAACUACUCACUUUACAGAGCAUCUUUUUGCACAUACAAUUUGCAUGAGUUUCUAGUUUUGCAUCACAAAGUGUGGUUGCAAACUUCCUACAAGUAACUGUUUUUGUGACAUUAUAAAGGGAUAUUCCGGUGUAAAAUUAAGUUAGGGUCAAACACACCGUAACACCGUGUAAGAAACCCCCAGGAGAGAUGAAUGUUGCUGACCGUUUGCUUCUCUAGUUAUACCAACUUCAGUAACGACCGCAGAUAGCAAUAUACAGCGGUCUGAGGAGCCAUAAACAAACCUCAACCAAAACGCCACUCUAUAGCCACUAAAAAUGCUCAAAACAGCACUUAACUUCAUCAACAGUACAUAUAGGGUCCCAGCCAUAGUACUAGACACCAAACAUCUUUUUAACCUUGCCUAAUUUCUUUAGCAAAGAGACUAAAAACAGCUCAACUACUCCCUUCCAGCAGCCGCUUAAUUGUAGCGAGACUUUGGAGAAGCAAGAAGCAAGCGGUCGGCAACAUUCAUCUCUCAAGGGGGUGUCUAACUCAGUGUUACGGUGUGUUUGACCCUAAAUUAAUUUUAUGCCGGAAUAUCCCUUUAAAGGAACAGCAAAACUUAUUAAAAACAUAUUACAAUAUCGUCUUUUUCAUCUCUAAAUUUUCCUCCUAAUCCAUAAAUAAUUGCAGUAAACAACCAGUUUACUUCUGUGUUACAUAACGCCCUAUAGACAAAUGUAAAGUGAGCUGAGUGAUAUCAGGCCUUUAGGUGUUGAAGUGUGUGUCCCAGACAGACCUGAAUAGCUCAGUGAUAGAGCAGAGUACAAACACUCAGAGGGUCAGAGGUCAGUUUCCACGGAGACCACCCACACUAUAACUGUAUUCACAAACACAGCUGAUGUACAAGACCUUGACCCGAUGUUUUGACACUGAAUGUGUAUCGAGAAACUUAAAGGUAGAACUGUGAAUCUAUGAGUCGUACCUCGCUUCUGCUGCUUUUUGUUUAGCAAUAUUUUAACAUCUGUGUCCAGGAGAGAGUCUAGUCCUUCUGCAUCAUUUUGCAGAUCAUUAACUCUAACCACUCUGUUGUGAUUCCUGGCGUUUCUGGGAUUGUUGACAUGAUCAAAACCUCAGAGAGAAUUCGCAGUGUCCGUGUACGGCAUAUUCACGGCUGGAGUUAUUCCCUAAUGAGCCGUAAUGGGUUGGCCUCAUGUCUGGACGAACGGCGACACCGAACCCCAGCCUGGACUCCAGGGUGCCAGCUGUGGUGGAAACAUCAACGUUCAACAGACGCAGCAAAGUGUGUGUGUGUGCGUGUAAGUGCAGGAGGAUCUCAGGAUUCUAUUAACAGACAUGUUUAUACCCGAGGAUAAGCGCUGGCAGCAUCACCAUGACGAUGACCACCACUCCAACAGUUGCAGUGCAUUCCACUCUGACACUCUAGAUGUCUCUCCAUUAGACCUACGGCUUAACUAUGAUGUAACUAUGUGAAAUCUUUACAUGGGAGACAAUAACAACCAGAACCUUGUCCGCCUCUAUGUGUGCGACCGCACCCGGUAAUCAAACAUCACAAACACCAUCAGUCAGUACCUUUACGUGACACUUGAGAAAACCAAAUUAUUGCCUUAUUCCGAUUAAGACUUUAGGACUUUUAGGAACUCUGAUUAAGACACCCAGAUAAUGCGAUUGGAUUUCAAUUUUCUCUACCUUGUAACCGGCGUAGUCAGAGUAUGGUCGGGCAAUGCAUGUGCGUGCGCCACGCCCCUGUAACCCCGGAACAAAAACACCAGAGAAGAGGAGUAGCGUUCCCCCUCAUCUGCAGAAAAAGUUGCGUGUACUUCAUGUACAACAAAAACAACACUGUACGAUACUUCGUCUUCUUGCCCAGCAGCAGUUUUAGCCACUUCUGACAUCUGGCACAGACCUGCCAUUAACCCUAACCGGAAACAGCGCCGUUGAAAAGACCCAUAAAAAUAAAACAAAUUAUGAGCUUAGUCCGAUUAAGCUGUGCCUGUAAACCCACUGACUGUCCUUUUUUUCUGUUUCCCUUCAGGCAGCCACAAAGCUUCUAGACGAGAUGUGUCACCUGACGGCUCAGUCCCUGCCAGCCAUGGACACCUCUGAGCACUUCAAGAUGCUGAAGCUCCUGGGUGAAGGCUCGUACGGUAAAGUCAUGCUGGCUGUACACAAGGAGAGAGGUAAGAGGAGGAAACACGUGAUCAGAAUAGUCAAAUUAAGCCUCAAAAAACACAAACGCUAACAUCUCUCCUCUGUAUCCUCCAGGCACUCCCAUGGCCCUGAAGUUCUUCCCUCGUGAAUCGACCUCUCUCCUCUCUUUCCUGAGGGAGUAUAACCUCUCUCUUUCCUUCUGUACUCACCCGUCCCUGACCAGAGCUCUGGGAAUCGCUUACUCUACGCCGUCACACUACGUCUUCGCUCAGCAGGCGAGUCUUUUCGGGGAUCUCUUCGACGUUAUCCUGCCUGAGGUAAACAGUCAUCAGGGGAGUUGUUGUUGUCUUCCCCUGGUUCAUCAGACUUGACCUUUGUAGGAUUAACUCACAUAUCCUUGUCCUCUUCAGGUCGGGAUGGAGGAGGACUGCUGCCAGCGGGUGGUGUCCCAGCUUUGUGGCGCUCUGGCCCACCUGCACUCACUCGGUUUUGUGCACCGUGACCUCAAACCGGAGAACGUCUUCCUGUGCGACUCAGCCUGUCGAUGGGUCAAACUCGGAGACUUCGGCAUGGUCAGUACUGAACACACACCCGGCUUUAACACUUUGGUCUGAUAAUACAACAGGAAUCCUUACUCCUUAUUCCAAGAUGGAUGCAAAGAGGUAGAGAUUUGCUGUUUUUUUGUAGAGUGACAGACCACGUAGGUAGAGGGAUGGGUUUAGUUGAUGCAUUGACUGAAGAUACCAACUAUUUUAAGUCUUUCUGUGUUUGAAAACAAGUGACUGAUCUGUGAAUCUUCUACACCAGGUAAAGGCCAAAGGUACCAGAGUCCCAGAGGUCUGGUACAGCUCGCCGUACUGCACCCCUGAGGCUGAGAUCGCUCGUGACAAUCAGGACAGCUGGGGGAGCAUGAAUGACAACAUCAAGAGUGACGCAGAGCUGAAGAAGAAAAGCAGAGUUUGGGUGAAUGUGGAGCCCAGCACGGACAGCUGGGCCCUCGGGAUCCUGACCUAUGCCAUGCUCACAGGAAGUCACCCCUGGGGUGAAACAGCCAACGACUGCUUCGCAUACCAAAAAUACCAGGAGUGGUUUGAGAGGGCAACAGGCCCAGAAGACGAACUGGACGUGUGGGCGGAGCCUCAAGAGGAGGGCGCACAGGUUGAUUUAAUAGGCGAACAGUUAGGAAAGAAAGACCGCUCUCCUGUUGCACCCCAGUUCGCAUCUUUCACCCCACUGGCUCGGUCUUUCUUCUUAUCGCUCCUCGACCCAAGGCCCAGGCUUCGUGGGCGACCUGAGGACGGACUGAAUUACCUCGGAGGGGAGUGGCUGAUGGAGAGAGAACGGGUGCGAUUGGAGGAGGAGAGAAAGAAAAGCAGAGGAAAAGGCGCCAUCGGGAACAUGAAGGAGAUGGAGGGGAGAGGAGAGCGAUAG